This is a messenger RNA of Exophiala oligosperma, 1470 nucleotides long. RefSeq lists its product as uncharacterized. The record is from RefSeq and is a predicted model, not a curated record. The transcript has a single exon. The coding region runs from base 1 to 1470 and encodes 489 amino acids. Lineage: Eukaryota; Fungi; Ascomycota; Eurotiomycetes; Chaetothyriales; Herpotrichiellaceae. Gene Ontology annotation, molecular function: succinate-semialdehyde dehydrogenase (NAD+) activity.
AUGGCUAAUAGACUUAUCAACAAAACCCUUUUCAUAGAAAAGGCUCUUAUCGAUGGCCAAUGGGUUACAGCUCAGUCCCAGGAGCGGUUUGACGUUUUUAAUCCCUCCAACGGCGAGAAACUAGCCACCCUACCCGAAAUGGACAUCGAGGACGUAACACUUGCCACGAAAGCUGCGGCGUCGGCUUUAAGCUCAUGGAAAACCACGCCAGGCAAGACAAGGGGCCAAAUCAUUCGCAAAUGGGCCAAUCUCAUGAACGAAAACGGUGCCGACCUCGCGACCCUCAUGACGCUCGAGAAUGGAAAGCCGUACGCCGAGGCCAAGGGCGAGAUCACAUUUGCGGCAGGCUACUUGGAGUUUUACUCCGGCGAAGCUGAACGCUGUUAUGGUGAAAUAGUGCCCUCUUCCAACUCAUCAAAUCGAGUCUUUGCUAUCAAGCAGCCUAUCGGUGUCGUGGCGUGUCUUGCACCUUGGAAUUUCCCUGCCGCCAUGAUCACAAGGAAAGCAGGAGCCGCGAUCGCUGCCGGAUGUACCACCGUGGUCAAGCCUGCAGGCGAGACCCCAUUGACUGCCCUCGCUAUCGCAUUCCUCGGGGAGCAAGCUGGCCUACCAAAGGGCAUCCUGAAUAUUGUCACAGCGAUGAGGAAGCUCGAGACCGUUGGCAAAGCACUGUGCGAGGACAAGAUCGUCAAAAAGCUCUCCUUCACAGGCUCCACACCAGUCGGCAAGUUGCUGAUGGCACAAUGUGCUUCUUCUCUUAAGAAAUUGUCCAUGGAGCUGGGUGGCAACAGCCCCUUCAUUAUUUUUGAGGACUCUGAUCUCGACCAAGCCGUUGAUAUCCUCAUGAGCGCGAAGAUACGGAAUUCAGGGCAAACCUGCGUUUGCGCGAACAGGAUCUACGUCCAGCGCAGCAUCCAUGACAUUAUUGCCGCCAAGCUCGUCGAGAAAUUCAAGAAUCUCAAAAUUGGCGACGGCUUCCUCGAAGGCGUGACAGUGGGCCCACUAACUUCGAAGAGAGGCGUACAGAAGGCAGCCAGGCACGUGCAAGAAGCCAUCUCAUCCGGCGCAAAACUACUUCACGGCGGCAAUGUAAUCCCGGGACAUGGGAACUUCUUCGAACCCGCAGUACUGACUAGUAUGAACCCGACUAUGCUGUCACACCGUGAAGAAAUUUUUGCUCCGGUCGCAGCACUGUAUCCCUUUGACACGGAAGAAGAUGUCAUCGAAAUGGCAAACAAUAGUGAAGUUGGCCUGGGCUCGUACGUCUGCACGAAAGACGGGGCAAGGCAAUGGAGGGUUGCAGAACAGUUGGAAGCAGGCAUGGUCGGCAUCAACACUGGUGUCCUUUCAGGCGGCGAGAUUCCUUUUGGAGGUUUGAAGCAAAGUGGAUUUGGCUUGGAGGGUGGGAAGUGGGGUGUAGAGGAAUACCUGGUAACGAGAGCAGUCAUCAUGGCGGUUCCAGAUGUGUAG